AAACGGAAAACAGCGGGCCGGUUUGAACGGAAGAACUCGUCGCUGUGGUUACUGCCAGGGGCCGUCCAGGAAAGUUUCAUUCGCCUUUAAAGACAGAGGAGAGAUUGAGAGCGGAUAGAGGAUAAAUAUAAGGGGCAUUUUAGCAUUGUUUUAAGGCUGUCCGUUGCGAUGACGUCACGCUGUUAAACUGUAAAUAGGACCGUUAGCAGGCUAACGUUAGCAGAGUUAGCCAACGGAGCGUUGGAGGAUGACAAGGAGGGUUUUCUAGUUGCUUAUUUUUUAUUUUCUUCCGCUGUUGGGUCCAAAAUGUGCUCACACGAGAGCAGUCGCGUCCUGCUUCUGGAGGAGGAGGUGAAGAACUUAUCAGAGGAGUUAAUUCAGUGUCAGGCAGACAAGGAGUUUGUGUGGUCUCUGUGGAAACGGCUGCAAGUGGCAAAUCCGGACUUGACCCAGGCCGUGAGUUUGGUGGUGGAGCGUGAGAAGCAGAAAACUGAGAUGAAGGACAGAAAAGUGCUGGAGAUCCUGCAGUCCAAAGACUUCAUGAUCCAGGACCUAGAACAGAAAGUGGCAGGGCAGCAGCAGGAGAUUAAGAGGCUGCUGCAGAAGAAGACGGCGCCGGACGAGCAGGAUGGCGCUUUAACGAAGGAGAUGACAACGCUGCGUGCCGAGUUGGACAACAAGAAUCGCCAAGUUGAGGAAAUGAGGACGCAGCAGAGAAAAAAGGAAGAGGAGGAGCAGCGGGUGGUGCGCGCUCUGGAGGAAGAGAAAGAGGGAUUAAGGUCCCGCUGCGCUGCCCUGAGCGCUGACCUGCAGGAGAAACGGAGGCAGGCCGACAGCCAGCGAGACGAGAGGGACGCCGCCCAGGCCAGACUAAAGGCUCUGGAGAAGGAGCUGCAGUGUGUUUGUCAGGAGCUUCCUAAAGUGAAGGCGCAAAGCGCCGUUUUGGCUGCAAAGCUUUCUUCCAAAGAGACGGAGUUAGUUGAAAAACAAGAUCGACUUGAGCAAAUACAGCGUGAUUUUGCUGAAGUCCAGGGUCUGUACAAACAAAGCACGGCGCACGCAGCUGAACAGAGCCACCUGAUCAAGCAGCUCGAGGGACUCAACCUGGACACCCAGAGGGUCCUGAGGAACCAGGAGGAGGCGCACACGGCCGACGCCACUUCCUACCAAGGGCUGUACAAAGAGCUGAGUCAGUGCUACCAGGCUUUGGUGUCCAGCGAGGCUAAACUGCGGCAGAGUCACCAGGAGCUCAGCACCCAGGUGGUCCAGAAAGACGAGCAGAUCUCCGAACUGCAGGCUCAGCUGCAGAAACAACAGGAACAGAUCCAGCUGCUGCAGCAGCACAUGCAGCCUGCAGCUCUCUCACCAAACAGACAAACCAACUUCAAGCAAUUCGCCGCUGCUCCGUCCGAUCGGGCCUCCACUCAGAGUUCAGAUCCAAAGCCAGAGGACAGACGUCUCCCUCAGCAAUCCCCCAGCAGUGUGAAAAGACUGCAGGGUGCACCUGUGCAGCGGUCCAGGUCUCUGUCCCCAGCCGGCAGCGUGAGGUUGGGAAGUGGGAGGAGGAUCGAAGCAGAACAAAGAAUUCGAGACCUGGAGGAGCUGCUGCAACUCAAGACCGGCGAGAACGAGGAGCUAAAGAAAGCUCAUGAAAAACGCCGUGAACGUCUUCGCCUGGUCCAAACCAACUAUAAGACCAUCCGAGAUCAGAUGAAAGAGAUGGAGAAAUCACAUGGCUUGGCAGGUGGAAGGAAACAGCGCCCAGAGCCGUGGCAGCUUCGACAAGAGAACAGUGACGCUGUGUGGAACGAGCUGGCCUACAUGAAAAACCUCAACAAAAAACUCACUGCUGAAAAAGUUGCCCUAGAAGAGGAGCUGGACAUGCUGCGAGUCCAGUCUGCUAUGGACCGAACCACAGCGAAGGAGCUCCGCAUGUGUCUCAGUAAUGAUCAUCAAGAGCUGCUUCAGAAAAUGGCAGAGGAGCAGCAGGUCAAGAGCAGCACUCCGAUCAAACCUCCUCUCUCUUCGAGUCGGCUGAAACAGUCUUUUAAAAAGAUGAAUUCUUUGGAGCAGAGGUUGAUGCUGUUGGAGGAGCAGACAGCGGCGCUGAAGGAAGAGAGGCAGAAGCUGCGUAAGGCCAACGAAGACCUGGCCAACAACUGCCGACGACUCCAAGCCUCCAUCGACUUUCUGAGGAACCAGGAAGCUGACCGGGAGGAGGAGGCCCGGGUCCGGACCCGGGUCUGUGAUGAGCAGCACCGUGGCGAGGUCACGGCUCUGGAAUCCCGACUGGCCGCGGCUCAAAAAGAAAUCGCCAGGCUCAACAAUCACUUGCUGAAGCUGAAGCAGGAGCUGGGUAUCGCCAGAGCAGAGGACUUCUACAGGAACCGAGCAGCAGGCCCGGCGCGGCCGGCCGGCACCGCCAACAUCAGCGCCAAGGUCAAACCGAAGACAACCUGGCACAGAGGCCUUCCACGCCCGCGCCGCCACCCAACAGUCAGCUCCAAUCAAGCCAUCAGCUGGCACGGCCAUAACCUCAGCCCCACUAAGGACGAGUGGGAGGACAUGAGCGCAGAGAGUGACAGUGUUGAGGAGUACUCGGACAGUCUGAACGGGGAGUCCUCUGGGACUGAGCUUCACACGCGGCAAACUCAAGGACAGCCCUACAGGCGGUCGAUUAGCUUCAGCACAGACGCACCAGCGACUGGAUGCAACAGAAAACAAGAUGAUAAACAGCAGGAGCCCUGGGAGCGAGGGACAAGAGGGGAGAAACAGAGGAGGAAGAAGAGGCUGAUGAAGACCCAGCGCUGCUCCUCCUCCUCUCUACAGCAGCGCGUCGAGUCUCUGCAGCGCCACAUAGACGUCCUGCAAAGUGCCAAGAAGGAUGCUCUGCUUGCAGCUAGAGAGCUGCAAGAGGCCAAUGAAGUGAUCAAGGUGCAGCUCGGCUCUCUCACUGUGCAGCUCAACAGCAGCAAGCAGCUCACGCAGAAGCUGACCUCUGACCUGGCUGGUGUGGAGCAGCAGAAAAAGGUUUUGGAGAUGGAGCUGGAGCAGUGGAAGCGGAUUACUCUCCCCCCAAAAGCAGCACCUCAACCAGCAGCACCACCCACCGCACCAGCAAGCAGUGAGUGUUCCUGUCAGGGCAGAACCGGACCGGCCCUCCAGUCCCUGGAGGCGGAGGUCAAACAGCUUCAAGUCAAACUUAAGAGCUCGAACGCUGAAGUCACAAAGCAGAUGGCGGCUAACAAAGCCCUGCGAGGACAACUCCAGGAGAAGGACGACAAGCUCAGCCAGCUGCAGGACAAGGUGAUGCACGCUGAGCGAGAUGUGGCCAUGAAAAGGCAGCUGGUGGAGGACCUGAAGACCAGAUUAAAGGUCCUGCAGGACAUGGAGAGAAGUUACCGGGCUCAGGUGGAAGACCUGGAGAAGAAGGUAAAAACGCUGUCGGACGAGGCCUCCAACAGGAAGGCGCUGAUUGAAUCCCUGAAGAGGAGGUUAAAUGUUGCAACAACAGAGAAAGGCCAGCAUGAGGCGUCCUGUGCAAAACUGAAAGAGGACAUGGAGAAAAAGGAGCAGCAGAUCCAGGCCCUGCAGGCCCGUGUUGGGGCUGGUGAGCAGGCCCUGGCCGUCCUGGAGCAGACCGCCUCCGAGCAAAUGGAGGGGUUGACCCAGCACAGCUCCCAGGCCCUGGACCGGCUUCAGAGACGGCUGGGCCAGGCGGGCUCGCAGGUGGAGCAGCUUCACUACUUCAUCAAGACCCUGGCCAGUGAAAUACUUUUAGACGUUCAAGAGGUCAAACAGCAGCUGAUGAGCAGGAGGAGGCAGAGGCAGGCCAGCUCUGUGGCGGACAAGAGCAGCCUCUCCGCCAAGUCCAUGAUCAAAGCCAAGUCCAUCGCUGCCUCCAUCCUCAAUAUGUCAGAGAAUGAUCUGGCAGAUAUAAUGGGAACGGAUCAGAUGUUGGCCAGCUGCACAGAGACUUCCAGAGACCAGGACUGGUUGGACCACCUGAACUUCAUCCUCCAGCAGAAGAUCCCCUCUGCCGGCCAGCUAAUGGAGGCUGUGCGCGUGAAGAUGAAGGAGAGGAAAGUGCUGACAGAAGAGCUGGCCGCGCUCGCAGCACCAGUCAGCGAAAAACCCUGACUCCCCGGGCUGAGGCCGGGAAAACUGUCAUCCUCUCCUCUUUCGCCCCCUCCACCAGCCUCUUCUCCCGACUUUCCCGCCCGGUUCCUGCUCUGCGCUGGCCGGCCCGAGCCACACGGAGCCGCGGCAGCAGGACCAAUAUUUGUGGAAAAAAAGAAGAAGAAGGAAAGCUGUCGACUCACUCCGGGCCUCCGACUCGCACCCCGACUUUAGUAAAUGAGCCUUCGACAUCUGUGUUAGCGCUCAGCGCGCUCCGGCUGUCAGGCGGGGCCCCUCGGAGCCAAACUAAUUUACGGUGCAGUCCUGAACUCGGAGGGGGGGACAUGGCAGACGCUUACGCUGAUCUUUAACUUACACCUUUAUGAACCUUCUGCUUCCUUUCCCUUUAUUUCAUCCGACUGCUGAAGGCCUGGAGCUGCUGGAGCCAAAAGGACAUUUUGAAACUCAGAUCUGUUGGUAACCUUGGCAAAGUCAAGCAAAAUGCCUUACACUGCAAAAACCAAAUCUAACCACAUAUUUCAGUCUAAUUCUAAGUAUCUUAGUACACUUAAAAUAACACCAAACUUACAAGAAAGUUUUAAGUCAAUAAUUACUUAAUAUUGAUGAAAAAGUUCCAUUGGGAGAUAAUCUGCCAGUGGAACUAAUAUUAAGUAAUUAUUGACAUUAAUCAGGAUCCUGUAUGUUAUAAAAAUACGCUUUGUGUUUUUGCAGUGUAAAAUUAAUCAUUUUUGUUCCAGAGCCAUUAACUCACGUUGGAAAUGUCUGAAUAAUUCAACAAAAAAGUCUCUGGAAAUGAGGUUAUCAUCGUAAUAAAGCGGCAAGCCGUUUUCUGCUGAAUUUUUAUUGUUCCAAUAUUCAACGAUGUCUUAAUUGAGAAAUGAGCCCACAGGAUCACAGAUCCUCCACCCUGCUAACAAUGGAUGCAAGCUGCUUUUUCAUGUUUGUUUUUUGAUUGUUUCACACAUCAGUUACGUCUGACUGAGCAUCAGGGCCAUGCUGAGAAAAUAAACAGUGAAAUUACAAGAAUAAAGAUGAGUUAAUGCCUUUUAGUUUCCAUUUUAUUGUUUCUAUUUCUCAUCCGGUGACCUGGAGUGCUUUGAAAGGCAUUGUCAAAUAAAUGUAUUAUUAUAUUACAAUAUGAGAAUAAAGUCAGUUUUAUCAUAACACUUAUGACUUUAUUCUCAAAAUAUUACAACUUUAUUCUUGUUAUGUCAUCACUUUGUUUUUGUAAUUUUUUCAUUGUUCUGAUAAUUUUAUCAGAUUUUUAGUAUGGCCCUAAUUUUCAGUCAUAGCUUUUAGUCUCUUCUGAUCUAUUUCCAACUUCAACAUACUUAUUUCUGUAGUUUUAUUUUUGUGAUGGUAGGACAGGAACGGUUUUACGUUUCCAGUUGUUUUGACCUCAAGACUCCAGUUUGUGCAUCAUUUGUCUUUAUUAUCUCAUCUUCCUCACUGCCUCUGGUGGACAGGUAAAUAUUAAUAUAGAUAAACAUUUUAUGUUUAUUCCUGUAGGAAACAUUUAGAAUACAAACAUCUUAAUAUGCGACUUUUUUCAUUGAUUCGGUUUUAUUAUUUCAUUAAAAUUAAACGGUUUUUCAUGCUU
Poeciliopsis prolifica (blackstripe livebearer) is the source of this 5740-nucleotide messenger RNA. Its product is annotated as centlein-like. Gene Ontology annotation, cellular component: centriole; centrosome. Lineage: Eukaryota; Metazoa; Chordata; Actinopteri; Cyprinodontiformes; Poeciliidae. The record is from RefSeq and is a predicted model, not a curated record. Gene Ontology annotation, biological process: centriole-centriole cohesion; protein localization to organelle.